AUGAUGAGGUCUCUCAAAAUCGUCUCGGCGGUGCUCGCUGCCGCGGUGCCAACCUUUGCCGUGUGGCCAGCACCAGAGAGUAUUAGUACAGGUGACCAGACUUUGUGGAUAGAUCAUAGUAUCCAAGUCACCUAUAAUGGAGGAAUAGUACGCUGGUCUUCUUUGUCUCACCCUUCUUGUCAUUACGGCGUGAUCGAUACUAAUUUGGGCCGGCCCGUUCCGCAGCUUCCAUGGGGCGAUGAUUCUGCAAGUAAUGCACUGAUGCAGAAGAAUUCCACUUUCUCUAGCCAGGAUGUUGUACUAGGAGGUGUGUGUCGGACUUUGGAUGCUAUCCUGUAUCAAGGCUUCAUACCUUGGAAACUCUAUGCACGGAACGCUGUUUAUGAGACGCAACCCAACGCAACCCAAGGAAAGACGCUCAUCACUGAGCUGGAGAUCACCCAGACUGGGACAGACAACUCAAGCACGUGGAAGCCUGUAGGCGGUAGUGUUGACGAGUCAUACAGUCUGUCUGUUGAUCUGCAAGGCUGUGCCAAGAUUGAGGCUGUCUCUGCAGUAGGCAUCCUCCGAGCUCUGGAAACCUUUACACAGUUCUUCUACAAGCAUACAGAUGGCAGCAUUUACACCAAGCUUGCCCCUAUUGACAUUCAGGAUGCGCCAAAGUUUCCUCACAGAGGUAUUCUUUUUGACGUGGCUAGGGACUAUAUGCCAGUCCAAGCCAUUCUCCGAACGAUUGAUGGCAUGAGUCAGAACAAGCUAAACAGACUUCACCUUCACGUCACCGACUCCCAGUCAUGGCCUUUGGAGAUCCCGGCUAUCCCAGAGCUGACCGAGAAUGGCGCAUAUGCUCCUGUAGCCAUCUACUCGACCAAGGAUAUUGACUAUAUCCAGAGAUAUGCCGUCUUGCGAGGCGUCGAGGUUAUCCUUGAGAUUGAUACCCCCGGCCACAUUGGCAUUGUCGCCGAGUCUUUCCCCGACCUCAUCACUGGCUGGGGUGCCGCUCCUUGGACUAGCUACUGUGCCGAGCCUCCCUGCGGUCAGUUCCGUCUGAACGAGUCCAAGGUUGACGAUUUCCUCGACACGCUGAUGGAUGAUUUGCUGCCCCGAGUUUCUCCAUACAGCGCGUAUUUCCACACUGGAGGCGACGAGGUCAACUUUAAUGUCUAUAACCUGGACCCUACAGUGGCCACAAAUGACUCGUCAGUCAUUGUCCCGCUGCUGCAAAAGUUUACCGACAAGAACCACGAGCGUGUCAGGAAGGCUGGUCUGAUUCCCUUUGUUUGGGAAGAGAUUCCUUCAAGCUACAAUGUCACCAUUGGCGAUGAUGUAGUGGUACAGAGCUGGCUCGGCAACGAUGCCAUCUCCAAGCUCACGAGUGACGGCCAUCAAGUCAUUGACAGCAACUACAACUUUUGGUACCUUGAUUGUGGACGUGGCCAAUUCCUCAACUUUGAGAAUGGCGAGGCUUUUGACACAUACUACCCCUUCAACGACUGGUGUGGCCCGACCAAGAGCUGGCAACUCAUCUACAGCCACAACCCUGUCGCGAAUCUGACAGAUGAGCAAGCCAAGCUCGUGCUUGGCGGCGAGGCUGCCGUAUGGAGUGAGCUGAUCGACGAGCAGAACCUCGACAGCUUGAUCUGGCCGCGAGCCAGCGCCAUGGGUGAGGUGCUCUGGAGUGGACGGCUGACCGCCUCGGGAGAGAACCGCAGCGCCAUUGAGGCGGCUCCUAGGCUGUGGGAUAUCAGAGAACGCAUGGUUGCAAGAGGUAUCGGCGCCUCGCCAGUGCAGAUGCAGUUCUGCACACAAGGUGGCAAUGGGUCGACCUGCAGCUGGCCGGUGUAA
Molecule: messenger RNA, 1845 nt
Organism: Pestalotiopsis fici W106-1
Lineage: Eukaryota; Fungi; Ascomycota; Sordariomycetes; Amphisphaeriales; Sporocadaceae
Exons: 2
Coding region: 1-1845 (614 amino acids)
Biological process (GO): glycosaminoglycan metabolic process; carbohydrate metabolic process
Cellular component (GO): membrane
Molecular function (GO): beta-N-acetylhexosaminidase activity
Source: RefSeq, a predicted model, not a curated record